This is a messenger RNA of Myotis brandtii (Brandt's bat), 4861 nucleotides long. RefSeq names its product BTB and CNC homology 1, basic leucine zipper transcription factor 1 (gene BACH1). Gene Ontology annotation, molecular function: RNA polymerase II cis-regulatory region sequence-specific DNA binding; protein binding; DNA-binding transcription factor activity, RNA polymerase II-specific. Bases 1643 to 3964 code for a protein of 773 amino acids. NCBI's taxonomy places the organism in Eukaryota, Metazoa, Chordata, Mammalia, Chiroptera, Vespertilionidae. The record is from RefSeq and is a predicted model, not a curated record. The transcript has 5 exons. Gene Ontology annotation, biological process: regulation of transcription by RNA polymerase II.
AGGUUGAGAACCACUGCUGUAAAAGUUCUUCAAACAGCGCCGUUAUUGUGCUGCUGUAAGCCUUUCUGCUACUCAGCCUUGUUCAGACUGUUUUACAUUUUCUUUCAGCCUUUUUUGAUAUAUUCAUCCAUGCAUCUUAACCAGUCAAACUUAAGAUUUUUUCCUAAGAGAGAAACAGAUUUAGAAAAUAGGAUUAUCAGAUAUGAUGUUUAAACAAGUGUGAUAUUUAAGAUCCGCCAAAAGUGAAAGAAAAUAGCAAAUCUUGGUCACAGAGCCCUUCUCCCUGGCUCUUCGGCAGGUGAGUCAGGUCUCAGAGCGUUGGGAAGAAUGCCAACUUGAAUGAUCGUCUCUGACUUAAAUUCCAUAGAUGUUUUGAUGUUAAGGCUCUUUCAGAAUUGGGAAUGGUGACAAGAAAAGCCAUGUUUUAAAGAAAUUCUUUCCUGUGCACAUCUCCAUUUAAAUUAAUUUUCUUAUAAAGGCCCCUGAAGGAAAGACAAAGGACUGAGUUGCGGGGCUGACACUGUGGGGCUUUGCCGUCCACUGGACAACAGAGGAGAAGGUUCCCCUAGUGUCCAGAGCUGCUCCCACUCUGGGUACCUGGGUGCAUCGUAAUGGACCUCGACUGCCCUGGUGUAGGGGAUGUUGAAGUGUCGGAGGGAGCCACGAAGGAGGCAUGGUGAGGGGACUGAGCCAUAGAGACCCUGUCCUGCGGCUGAGCUGAGUGAGGCAGAGUGAUGGGCGGGUGCUGGAGGGGGAGUCGGGGGAGUCAGGCAGAGUAGUGAGGACGAAAGAAGGACCUCAGCCAGGCCGCCAUGGAGGCACUGCGUCAGUGUACAGGCCAGGAGAGUGGCCUGUUGCAUUAUUUCUGAUAUCAAGGGUCACUGGUCACUUAUUGGCCCCCCUCCCCCCCAGCCCUUGGUCAAUAGGACUGUUUUGGAAAUCAUUGUUCUCUUUAGUUGGAUAUUACGGUUAAGUGAGAAUUGACCAGGAAGUAGUUUUUGUCUGAAGACUUACUGCAAGUAGAUAUUUUGGGAAAUGUUCCCCUUCCUGUGUCUGUGGAGGUUAAUGAUCACUGUUGUUUCCUUCACCCGGGCAUCCUUUCUGGUCUGAGCAUCUCUGGGUUAUGUUUUGAUGUGGGGACUGUCUCUUGUUGUCAUGGCACCCCCUGCUGUGUGGCAGGAUAGACACCUGUAGGAAGGACAGUUGUCACCUUUCACUGAAGAGGGAGGGUGUUUGGAAGGUUGUCUUUUCCUAUGAAAUGAGCCUUGGGUGUUAGAUGACUUUCUGUGCCUCCCACCUUGAGAACUUAGGACAGUGCAGCCCCGUGAGACGUGAGGUGGGUGGUGCGCCCGCUCUUUGCUGCCCGUGGAUGUGACCCUCACACAGGAUCUCUGAGUGUCUGCGUCAGUGCAGGCAGGCCUGGCUCCACGACCCGAUAGUUACCUGAGGUGCUUAAAAGUUUUUAAAAGUAAGUUAUCCGUCAAGUUACUGGUAUUAAAAUGUGAUAAAACCACAGCACCAUUUUUCAUUUUCUUCAUGAUUUUGGAGAAAAACAUCAAGUGAUCACUGUUUUAAAACUCACAUUGUGUGUGUUGAGCAGAGAGCAGAAGUUAUUUCCAAAUGGAGGUACAGGAAGCGUGAAAUGUCUGCUCAUCCUUCGUCAGCGUUACCGGGUUGGACACAGUGGGGAGAAUGCUUUCACGGCACGUCCCAGCCCCACUCGCAACUCAGGAUGUCUCGGGGGGAGAGCGCGGUGUUUGCCUAUGAGUCCUCGGUGCACAGCGCCAACGUCCUGCUCAGCCUCGACGACCAGCGCAGGAAGGAUGAGCUGUGCGACGUCACCGUCCUCGUGGAGGGGCGGCCGUUCCGCGCCCACCGGGCCGUGCUGGCCGCCUGCAGCACUUACUUCCACGCGAGGGUCCUGGGCCAGGCUGACCCAGAGCUCAGCAUUUCUCUCCCAGAAGAGGUGACAGUUAAAGGAUUCGAGCCUUUGCUUCAGUUUGCCUACACGGCUAAGCUGUUUCUGAGUCAGGACAACGUGGAUGACGUGUGCAGGUGUGUGGAGUUUCUAGGCGUCCACGACAUUGAGGAGUCCUGCUUUCAGUUUCUCAGAUUUAAGUCCUCGGACUCCACUGCCAACCAGCAGGAAUGCCCGAGGAAAGCCUGCUUCCCCGCCCACUGCCAGAAAGCAGGCCUCAAGCUUCCACUUUUGGACCAGAGGGAUUUAGAAGUUAAUGAGGUGGAGGAAUUUUUGGAAAAUAAAAAUAUUCAGACUCCUCAAUGUAAACUCCGUGGAUGUCAAGGAAAUACAAAACCGUCACCUCCCCUACAAGACAGUGCCAGUCAGACAUGGGAGUCCAUGUGCCUAGACAAGGGGGCUGCUCUGGCUCUGCCAUCUCUAUGCCCCAAAUACAGAAAAUUCCAGAAAGCGUUUGGGACGGACAGAGUCCGCGCUGUGGAGUCAGGGUUCAAAGACGGUCACACUUCUGUUCCACCCAGUGAGACGCCUGAAAGUGAGUGUCCGGGAGGAGCCCAGGACUGCGCAGACUUGCAGGUGGUUUUAAAAUGUGAAGAAAGUAACACAGCAGCGGAGCCUGAAGACCCCACGGAGGAGCCUGCCUCUCAGUGCCCGUUGGAGCAGACGGGGGCGCCGUUCCUCCACUCUCCCGCGGACCCGCCGGGCCUCUACUCGCUGUCCCUCCUACACACCUACGACCAGUAUGGCGACUUGAACUUGGCUGGUAUGCAACCCACAGCAGUGUUAACCGAAAAGCCGUUGUCAGGCCCAGCUGUUGGAGAAGAGAAGACCUUUGCUGGAAGUGAGGAUUUACUUUUGAAACCGGACUCCAGCCCUCGGGGAGAGGGCGGCCCCGCUCCUGGUGGUCGCAGCAGUGUGGAGCGGGAGGUGGCCGAGCACUUGGCCAAGGGCUUCUGGAGCGACCUCUGCAGCCCAGACGCUCCUGGCCCAGUGCCGCUGUCACCUGCCGGGGCCAACGAUGGGGCAGGACAGGGCCAGUCACAGAAGCGGUCCGAGUGCCCCUGGCUGGGGAUCAGGAUUAGCGAGAGCCCGGAGCCGGGCCAGAGGACUUUCGCAACGUUAAGUUCUGUCAACUGCCCUUUUAUAAGCACUCUGAGCACCGAAGGCCAUGCGAGCAGCUUGGAGAUAGCAGCUGACGGUUAUGCCUCGGAGCCCCAGCAGGAACCCUGUCCGUACGCCUGUGUGAUCAGCUUGGGGGAAGACUCUGAGACGGACACCGAAGGGGACAGUGAGCCCUGCUCAGCCCGAGAGCAGGAAUGUGAGGUAAAACUGCCAUUUAAUGCACAACGGAUCAUUUCCCUCUCUCGGAAUGACUUCCAGUCCUUGCUGAGGAUGCACAAGCUGACUCCAGAACAGCUGGACUGUAUUCACGACAUCCGGAGGAGGAGCAAGAACAGGAUCGCCGCCCAGCGCUGCCGCAAGAGGAAACUCGACUGCAUACAGAACCUGGAGUCGGAAAUCGAGAAGCUGCAGAGUGAGAAGGAGAGCUUGCUGAGAGAGCGAGACCACAUCCUGUCGACGCUGGGUGAGACCAAGCAGAACCUGACCGGACUUUGCCAGCAAGUCUGUAAAGAGGCGGCUCUGAGCCAGGAACAGAUUCAGAUACUCGCCAAGUACUCGGCCUCAGACUGCCCACUUUCGUUUUUAAUUUCUGAAAAGGACAAAAGUACUUCUGAUGGUGCUCUUGUGUUCCCACCAAUUCUGAGUUUACCGGAGGGGCCUCCUGCCACGCCACCUGCUGGGGGCCAAAGCCCCUGCUUCCCCUGCGGGAAGGGCAGUGGGUCGGGCUGCGUUCUGGCUCAGGAGUCUGGGCCGAGCUCCAGGGUGGCCCCGGAGUGCGCGGGGCCCUCGGAGCAGAGCCGGCAGAGCGCAGGCAUCUCCGACUUCUGCCAGCAGAUGACCGACAAAUGCACUACUGACGAGUGAGCCUCAUUCCUCCUUCCAGCCCCCGAGCCUCCUGCUGAAGCUCUGGAGUGUGUCUUGAGCCUCAUCCAGCCAUUGGUCUGCUGACAGGGCUGUUUCCCCUCCGUGGCCGAGAGGGCUUCUCUGAGGCUCCUGAUGCCUCGACUCCACAGAGAUGCAGAGACGGCGGCUUCCUGGAGAUGGAGAAGUUCCAUCGAACACGUAGUGAGGCUUUUAUUCUGUUUCAAAGAAUAAUAACUGUUAGUAGCAACUCUCCCCCUCAUUCAAAAUGCCAGAAUGUGGACUAGCCUGUCCAGCAGCCGUGUAACUGCAGGCGCCUACAGGGUUCCCCGAGGAAGGGCCCGGGGAGUCAGCAGCCUGCCCUGCCUGCGUGUGCUGAGAGAGCCUGGCCCCAAGAGCUGAUGGGCUGCGCACAGUGGGGCAGCUGCUUGGGAUGCCAGAAGCCUGGAGCUUGGCUCCUCAGCUCCUGCUAAAACCAGGGGUGGGUGGCCUACCACUGUGACCUUAAGCUCCCAUGGGCCUUGGGGAGCCGGGGCAGGCGGGUGGCCCAAGGCAGAGGCUCUGGCCUUGUUGUGUGGCUAUCAGGGGCUGUGGUCAUGGCAGCGGGUAAAAGCCAUGGCUUCUCUCCUCAGUCUACCCAGCUGGUCCUCGAGGUCUCUGCCUCCUGACGUUCUGUCCCUUUGUGGGGGGAAAUGGGUGUUGGAUUCAGGCAGUGUUGCCUUCAGCUUCUUGGACCCCAAGGGCUUGCCUGCCCCCCACAGCGCAGUGCCCUGCAGAGCCCGACGUCUGGGCAGAGGGCCACCUGCAGGACUAGGAGAGGCAGGCACUUUGAUCUGGUUUUGAAAUCCUAUGGUUUACUUGUAAAAAGUAUUAUUGUAGAUUUAAAAGAUGCCUCUAGAA